UUUUAUUCAAGAUGAAAUCACAAACACGUGUCUUGAAAAAUGUAUUCAUGCUAUUCAUCCUCAUGACUGCUCAGUACUUACCAGCAGUUGUGAUGGCAGACGACAAACCAACAGUUGAAGGACCAGUUGUUGGUAUUGAUUUGGGUACCACCUACUCUUGCGUUGGUAUCUUCAAGAAUGGAAGAGUCGAGAUCAUUCCAAAUGAACUCGGAAACAGAAUCACUCCAUCCUUUAUUGGAUUCACAGAUGAAGAAAGACUUGUUGGAGAAGCAGCUAAAAAUCAAGCAGCAGUCAAUCCAACAAGAUCUAUCUAUGUAGUGAAGAGAUUGAUUGGAAGACAAUUUAAUGACAAGGAAGUCCAGAGAGACAGAAAGCACGUAUCUUACGAUAUUGUGGAUAAGGGAGGAAAGCCAUAUGUCAAAGCUCAGAUUAAUGGAGGAGAGACCAAGACUUUGUCUCCAGAAGAAGUCAGUGCCAUGAUCUUGAAAAAGAUGAAGGAAAUCGCUGAGAACUAUCUCGGACAAGAAGUAAAUAAUGCUGUUAUUACUGUCCCCGCUUACUUCAAUGAUGCACAAAGAGCAGCCACAAAAGAUGCCGGUAUUAUUUCUGGAUUGAACGUAUUGAGAAUCUUGAAUGAGCCAACUGCUGCCGCCAUUGCUUAUGGUCUUGACCAGAAGGGAGAUGAAAGAAGCAUUUUGGUAUUCGAUCUGGGAGGAGGUACCUUUGAUGUAUCAAUCCUUACCAUUGAUGGUGAUGUAUUCGAAGUUGAGGCCACCUCUGGAGAUACCCAUUUGGGAGGAGAAGAUUUUGACCAAAGGAUCUUGCAACACUUCACCAAGCUUAUUAAAAAGAAGUAUAACAAGGACAUCACUCAGGACAAGAGAGCUCUCCAGAAACUUAAGGGAGAAGUUGAGAAGGCUAAGAGAGACUUGUCAAGUGUCAUCCAAACUAAAAUUGAAAUCGAGAAUCUUGUAGAAGGAGUUGACUUCUCUGAGACUCUUACUAGAGCCAGAUUUGAAGAACUGUGUAAUGACUUAUUCAAGAAGACUCUCAAGCCAGUUGAACAAGCUUUGAAGGAUUCAGGAAGGAAGAAGAGUGAGAUUGACGAGAUCGUUCUUGUAGGAGGAUCCACCAGAAUUCCAAAGAUCCAGCAGCUUAUCAAAGAUUUCUUUAAUGGAAAAGAGCCAAACAGAGGAAUCAACCCAGAUGAAGCUGUUGCCUACGGAGCCGCUGUCCAAGGAGGAAUCUUGGGAGGUGAAGCUACUGAUGAGACUAAAGGACUUUUGCUUAUUGAUGUUGCCCCAUUGACCUUGGGUCUCGAGACUGUUGGGGGAGUCAUGACCAAGAUUGUCCCAAGAGGAACUGUCAUCCCAACCAAGAAGUCUCAAACCUUCACUACCUAUCAAGACAACCAGGAAACAGUCACAAUAAAGAUCUUUGAAGGAGAAAGAGCCAUGACCAAGGACAACCACUUGCUAGGAAACUUUGACUUGAGCGGUAUUCCAAGAGCAGCAAGAGGAGUCCCACAGAUCGAGGUUACCUUCGACAUGGAUGAGAAUGGUAUUCUGAACGUUAGCGCCGAAGACCAGGGAACCGGAAAGACCGAAUCUAUCACUAUUACUAAUGAUCAGGGAAGACUUUCUAAAGAAGAAAUCGAAGAAAUGAUUGCUGAUGCAGAGAAAUUCUCAGAAGAAGACAAGCUCGUUAAGGAAAAGGUGGAUGCUAGAAACUCUUUGGAUAGCUACUUGCAUUCCAUGAGAAAUACCAUUGAAGACAAGGAGAAGCUAGCCGAUAAGCUUGAUGAUGACGACAAAGAAACCAUCAGUGAGGCUCUCCAAGAGCAUCAAGAAUGGCUUGACACUAACGCAGAUGCCGAUAAAGAAGACUUCGAGGAACACCUGAAGGACCUGCAAUCAGUUUGCGACCCAAUCAUCUCUAAGGUUUACCAAGAGAAUUACGACGACGCUGGGGAUGACGAAGAUGACGAGGAUAUUGACGACUUGUAACU
Moneuplotes crassus is the source of this 2008-nucleotide messenger RNA. The record is from the annotation of a GenBank genome assembly. Lineage: Eukaryota; Ciliophora; Spirotrichea; Euplotida; Euplotidae.